Messenger RNA from Neurospora tetrasperma FGSC 2508, 1397 nucleotides. RefSeq lists its product as uncharacterized. The coding region runs from base 1 to 1263 and encodes 420 amino acids. Gene Ontology annotation, molecular function: UDP-galactose transmembrane transporter activity; UDP-glucose transmembrane transporter activity. The transcript has 3 exons. Gene Ontology annotation, biological process: UDP-galactose transmembrane transport. Lineage: Eukaryota; Fungi; Ascomycota; Sordariomycetes; Sordariales; Sordariaceae. The record is from RefSeq and is a predicted model, not a curated record. Gene Ontology annotation, cellular component: endoplasmic reticulum membrane; Golgi membrane.
AUGGCUCGCGCAAAGCAGCCAACCCCCGUACGGCGGGAGCUAUCCUCCGAAUAUAUCAGCAAAGCCGACCGAAAAUCGCCAUCUGAGAAGGAGGAAGCAGCAGCAGUCUCCGGCGCAAGUGGAAGUGUCAAGCCGCCAUCCUCAUCAUCCCUUGCGGUACCAAUCAAGAAGGAAGCCGGCAUUGCCACGCUCCUCAUUGACGUUGCCGGCAUUUACAUCUCCUUCCUAACCUGGGCCUACCUCCAAGAAAAGCUCACCACAACCAACUAUGGCGCCUCUCCGAUCUCCAAAGGCGAGCGCUUCAAAUUCCCCGUCUUCCUUCUAACGAUUCAGUCUCUCUUCGCCGCCCUCGGCGGCAAGCUCUUCACCGUCCUUUCCACCCCCAAGGGCCAACCAGUCCCCGCCAUGAUCCCCUCGCGCGCAAUCUUACCGCCCCUUCUCUUGGUGGCAUUCACCAACGCGCUCGCCGCUCCGUUCGGGUACGCCGCCCUGGGCCACAUCGAUUACAUCACUUAUAUCCUGGCCAAGUCGUGCAAGCUGCUGCCCGUCAUGUUUUUGCAUAUCACGCUUUUCAGGAAGCGGUAUCCGCUGUACAAGUACUUGGUCGUGGCGGCGGUGACGGCGGGAGUGGCUGUUUUUACACUGCAUUCGGGCUCCAAGAAGCAUAAAGCUUCGAGUCACUCGGGGCAGACGAGCUGGGGAUUGUUGUUGCUGGGCAUCAACCUGUUGUUUGAUGGCUUGACCAACAGCACGCAGGAUUACAUUUUCCAGACGUUCCAGCCUUAUACGGGCCCGCAGAUGAUGAUGGCGAAUAACCUGUUGUCGUCCAUCAUCACGGGCGCGUAUUUGGUCUUGUCCCCGUGGCUGGUGAAGACGGGACUGGGCGAGUGGUUUGGCAUGGCCCAGGCUACGGGCCAGGAGGGAGAGCUGGCGGGCGCAUUGGCGUUUUUGGCAAGACAUCCGGAGGCGUGGAGGGAUGUACUGGGAUUUGCUCUUUGUGGGUGUAUUGGCCAGGUUUUUAUUUUCCACACCCUCUCAACCUUCUCCUCUGUCCUCCUCGUCACCGUCACCGUCACCCGCAAAAUGUUCACCAUGAUCCUCUCCGUCGUGGCUUUCGGCCACCGCUUGUCUGAAAUGCAAUGGCUCGGCGUCGGUCUCGUGUUCGGUGGCAUCGGUGUCGAGGCUGCCAUUGCGAGACGCGAGAAGCUCGCCAAGGAAGAGGCCAAGAGGAAGGCGAAGGCGACUUUGGGAAAGGCGCAAUGAUCAAGUCUUCGGGUGGUAGUGGUGAGAUAGAUGAAAAGGUGUAGUUGAUUUAGGUCUAAAUAGGUUAGAGGAUGUGAGAUACAAAGAGGUUGUUAUGUGGUAUUCAUAGAUAUCAUACACAUUCAUACAUCUGU